Messenger RNA from Fulvia fulva, 1089 nucleotides. Its product is annotated as Allantoicase. Gene Ontology annotation, molecular function: allantoicase activity. The transcript has 2 exons. Bases 1 to 1089 code for a protein of 362 amino acids. The record is from RefSeq and is a predicted model, not a curated record. Gene Ontology annotation, biological process: allantoin catabolic process. Lineage: Eukaryota; Fungi; Ascomycota; Dothideomycetes; Mycosphaerellales; Mycosphaerellaceae.
AUGGAGGCCCCCAUCAUAGCACGAGAAUCCGUACAGGAUCAAAUCAACCAGCCCACUUUCGUCCCCGCCGAUCAAAUCGACUCGACGUUUAAGUCUAACAGCAUAGACCUCAUCAACAAAGCCCUCGGCUCCCGCAUCCUCUCCUUCUCCGACGAAUGGUUCGCCGCCGCCGAUAACCUCACAACCCCAACCCCGCCAAUCCGCAAACCGGGCGUCUUUACCUACGCCGGCGCCUGGUACGAUGGAUGGGAGACGCGACGCCACAAUGUAGAAGAGUUCGAUUGGGUUGUAAUACGUCUCGGCGUAGCGUCAGGAAGAGUAAAGGGUGUGGAAGUCGACACCGCCUUCUUCAACGGCAACCACGCACCCGAAAUCGCAGUCCAGGGCGUCUUCAUCGACGACGAUGCGAAGGAGGAAGACGUCAAGACGAAGGACUUCUGGGACACACACGGCGAGACAUUUCUCAGCAAGCAGGAAUGCGGCUCUUCCCAACGACAUGGCUGGCUUCUUUCCCAAAUUACAGAGAAAGCCUACACACAUGCGAGAUUGCUGAUGUACCCCGACGGCGGCAUAGCUCGCUUCCGUCUCUUCGGCCACGCACUUCCCAUCUUCCCAGCCGACAUUUCCACGACCUUCGACCUUGCGGCUACUGUUAAUGGCGGUCUCGCCAUCGCCUGCAGCGACCAACACUUUGGCACGAAAGAUAACCUUCUCCUCCCCGGCCGGGGCGUGGAUAUGGGAGAUGGGUGGGAGACGAAGCGGAGUCGUGGUGAACAUGUUGAUUGGGUGAUCAUUAAGCUGGGGACGCCGGGUAUCAUAGAGAAGCUGGUUGUGGACACGGCGCAUUUCAGAGGCAAUUUCCCGCAGAAAGUUCAAGUCUUUGCAGCGCCGGACGGUGUGGCGCCAAAACAUGAUGAUUCAGUGUGGAAGGAGGUCUUGGAGCCGCAGAAGACGGGGCCGGACGCGGAGCAUGAGUACGCAAAAGAGGUGUUGAAGGGGGUGGAGGGGACGAUGUUUGGAUAUGUGAAGCUGGUGAUUAUACCGGAUGGGGGCGUGAAGAGGAUUAGGGUCUUUGGGCGGAGGGGGUAG